CAGAGAUUAAUAAUCGUCCGUGUGUGUGAUAGCGUCAUUUCGUGUGUACGCCGUAUAUGUGUGUCGUGGUGGUGUUCCCAGUCUACCGCCCGCGUACAGUAAUCGUUUUCACGACCUGAGUCAAUCAUCGUUCAAAUAAUUAAAUUAUUAGGAACGAACAAGUAACCGAAGGCUGCGUCGUCGGUAGUAUGUAGGUGACGAUCGGUCACCCGAGUAAGUGAGAACAUCUCUAUAACCGAACAGGGAGCGAUAACAUCAUGGACACGGUAAAUGAAAUCGUCGAAGAGACAACGGAAAACGAGCUUCCGACGCCGACCGUAGUCGUAACGACGCCGGUGACUUCGGACACCACGGUGACAACAAUAACUACUGUGACUGCGGUAACUACAACUCUGAAUAGCGAGACGGAUCUCUAUCAGCUAUGCCGUCUGUGUCUAAGCACGUUGAAGGGGGACGAGGGCGAAUCGGUGUUCAACAACCAAGUGCCUUCGCUACCGGAAAAAAUCUACCGUGUAUUCGGGGUAAGCGGCCUCGUGCCAUCAACACAAUAUUACGUUUUCCGGUGUGCAUUGGAAAUAUUAUAUAUUCUAAUAAUAAUAAUAAUAAUAAUAAUAAUAUUGUUUAUGGCGGUUCAUGUUAACAGGAGGAAAAUAUUGUUAACAGAUAAUACGAGAAAAUACGAAAACGUGAUAAUGCGGCGGCGACGACCGAUAAUGGCGUUGUGCGCGGUUUUUAUCAUCGGCCCGCGACUUUUUUUAUUAUUAUUUUUUUCCUAAUCAUUAUCUCGCUCGCAAUGAACGCAAUCGCGUUUUAUCGCGCGAGUCGAUCGUCGCGUACGGCGAUACCCCGGCUCGUGAGAAAGGCCUGUUGGCUACGAAAAUAAUAUCUAAUUAUUAUUAUUAUGAUUAUUAUUCUUAUUCUCUUCGUUGGUUGUUUUUUUUUUUUUUUUUUUUUUUUUAUCGGCCGCGCGGCAGCAGGCUGUCGAUGGUGCCGUGCGUGCGGCGGGCCAUAUUAUCCGAGAACCGAAUGGUUCCGUACGCCGUCGGCGGUCGCCCGCGUUUCGCCACCGCCAAACCGUGUUGUAACGUCCGUACGUUACGUGUGUGUUAUAUUGAUAAUGGCCGACCGCCGUCGCCUGAUAGGCCAUUGUUUGCGGCGGCCCGUAAUCACGCGCGCGCACGUACCGCCGCGACGCGCGCGUUUUUUCAUGUCCGUGAUUGCGUUGUCGAUUCCCCGGCCGCCUCCGCCGAGUCGGCGCUAUUGCACGUUUAUUUAUUAUCGCUUGUUUAUAUCGUAAUCAAAUUAUUACUAUCGGUUUUUGUUCCACAACAACCGCGCCGCCCGUUGAUAUUCAUAUUGCGAUUUCCGCCAAAAAUAUUCGUCUCUUUAUUUGUAUUUUAUUUAUUUUUUUUUUUUCUUCUAUCCUUUCCUCUCUGUUGUACCGUACGUACGCAUAUUAUUCGCUAACGAUUUUCUUUCGUUUCGUUUUCUCGAGACCCUCCUCCCGCCCCGUCCCGUCCACGAUGCCGUCGCCGCCGCCGCCGCACUCGCAUAUGUGUAGUAUUUUUAUUUUGUCGUCCCGUUCCUAGAGACGCGUAUCCGUCGAACACUUCUCGCCCGCUCCCCACUCCGCACAAACAGGUUUUAUUUUUAGACGUCCCGGUAUCUCCUAUGCUGCCCCUCGGUUUUUAUUUUAUUUUGUUACCUUUUUUUUUUUUUAUCACGCAGGCUAUUUUAUCGUUGUGCGGAGUUUUUUUUCUCUUAAUUUCUCUGUUUAAAUCCUGAUGUAAUUUUUCUUUUUCGUCUUGGAUGUACCGUUUUCAUUAUUAUUUCUUAUGUGUUAUAUUAUAAUAUAAUACACGGUCCAUUUUCAAAAAAAAUAUUAAUAGUCGGAAAAAAAAUGAUUCCAAAUGUCUGGAUGAUCGUACACAUCUGGUAAAAAAAGGAAACAAUGUUUGGAUUGUCUUAGCCAGGUGUUUCAAAUAAUAUUAUUGAUUAUUGUUGCAUACCCAUGGUUUAUUUUGACCUGGUAUGCCUACAUCAAUCAAAUUUUGAACAGUUCGUACCUUAUUUAAUAUUAUAGGUACCUACACACUAAUCAUUUAAUAAGAGUUACCUAUAAUUACUGCUUAAAGGUGAUAUUAUAUAGGUUAUACUGAAAUAAGUAUAAAAUUUAUUAAUAUGAAAUCAACUAUUUUUUUUAAUGAAAUACAUUUUUUAAAGUACAUAGCUGCACAGAUAAUUACAUUUUUAAACCCGUGUAUUGAAACAUUUAAUGUGAUUUUUUAGAACUUGUAUAGCUACAUUGAGUUUUAUUUUUAUUUAUUUAGUUUUACAUUUUUUUUUUAUUAGGUACAUUUAUCAUAAUAGAAUAUGAUUAAACUAAACCGAUACCUUUGAAAUAGGUAGGUACUUACCUAACUGUUAUUCUUUCUAUUAUUAAAUUUAAAGAAUUUCAUAGGACAUUAAUCCAUAAUUUGUUGUCUUUAAUUAGUUAAUUUAAUUGCAUCAGUUUAAUAUUGAACAGAUACCAAUUCGUGAUACAUCUAUGUAAAAAUUAUAUUAUCAAUUAAACUAAUAAUAUAAUAUGCAUUAUCUGCACCUAUUUAAAACAUUAAAAUUAAUUUUGUAUUUAACAAUUCAGGUGCAAAUAACUGAUGCUAAGGAUUUACCAAACAAACUUUGCUCAAAAUGUGUGCAAAAUACUGAACAGUGUUACAGCUUUAGAGAAACAUACAAACGCCAAGAACGUCUUUUACAUGACAUGAUUAAAAAACCAACAGCCGUAAGAAUAAUAUUAUACAAAAUGAGAAAUUAAUACAUUACUUAUUAAUUAAUGUUAUAAUUAAUAAAAACAUGUUUAUGUAUACACAGGAAGAAAAUAAAAACUCUCCAAAUUCAGAGUACGUGUACAGUCCUGCAGAUUCAAAUCACUCGUCAUCAUCUGGUGUAUCUUCUGACCCUCGUUACGUAAAAACUACUACUACUGCAAAUAAUAUGAACAAUAUCAGUUCUAGUUCUCCGCCAUAUGAGACAAAUGCCUCACUAGCUUCUCAUGGUAGGUAUUAAAAUAUAGUGCAUAGUAGGAUAGGUUUUAUGUAGAGAUGGGACGAACAAGAUUUUGUGGUCAAAUCAAAUUGUUGAUAUUUGUACCAGACUGGUUUGAGAUAUUUUAAUAUAAUGUUUAUAAUUAUAUUCUGUUUUGUAUAUUAAUUCUCUGUCAGUGCUUAUGCAGAUUGAUUCUUUUAUCAUGAGUCAGCAAUUUUCUCUGGGAAUUUGAUAUCUGUUUUUAUUAUUAUAUUUAGGCUUUAUUUUAAAACCAUUUUUAAAUUUCCACUCCUACUCCAUGUACUUAGAUAAGUAUAUACUCUUGGUUUUCAAAUGUGAAUCUCCCUUUUUGGACACAUAUUUAAGAAUAUUUUUCUAGGCAUUUUAAUAUACAUUAAUAUCAUUUAUGAGUUAUAGCAGUAAUAACUGGCAAAGUGACAGAUGGUAAUAAAUUAUGUAUUUAUUUUUAAAUAAAAAAUUAAUAACUCUUCACUACUCCUCUGAUCUAAACUUCUUGAAGUUUGUUUGUCAUAGACGAAUCACCCUGUAAAUAUGAAAAUAAUAAAAGAUUUUAUUAUAAUAUACACAGAUCGAUAGGAAUUUGGGCAAAUAAAAUAAACAUUGGAUUUUUUUGAUUGCUUAUUAAUUAUAAUUUGUCAGUAUAAUUUUUAUUAACAAUGAAUAAUAAAAUACCUGCAGUUCAGAAAUACAUAUUUUAUUUGGUUUUUAAACAGUUUGUUCUAGUUAGAUUCAAAAUUUAGGUUCUUUAUAUUCCGGACAGUUCAACCCAUCUCUAGUUAUAUGUAUUUAUAUGUGUAAAACCUUUAUUUAUAUAUAGUUGAAGUUAUUCAAGGGUGUGAUGAAAUGGCUGCAGAAGUAACUAUUGCUCAUGAUUCGGAAGAAACUGUGUCUGGAGAUGACACUAUUUGUACUGAUAACAAUGCUGAAUACGGAACAUAUAACGAUGAUGAAAAUAUUAUUGUAGUUAAAACUGAACCUGAUGACGAUUAUGAAGAAGAAUAGUAAGUCCAUGCAAUUUAAAAAGUUUCUUAAUAUUAAUAAUAUGUAUUCGUUUUUGCAACUAAACUAAUAUAUUUAAUUAAUUAAUAGUAGUUACAAUGGUUUGUAUAGCAAUAAAAAUGAGGAUGGUAAUGAAGGCUAUGACCAACAAGAUGGACCAAAUGUUAUAGCUAGUGUACAAUUUCCAAUUGUAAAUGGUACAAUUGUUAAUGGUACUCAUAAAAUUGGUCAGAAGCAAUUUUCUUUAGUUAAUUGUAUUCCAACUUCUUGGGUAAGUCUCAUAAUACUUUUGUUAAAGGAUAUAGAUUGCCAUCACUAUUAAUUUAUGUAAUAUUAUCAGGCAUCUAGUUCAAGUAAAGAUCGUCGUAAACAAAGUUGUCCAACAAGAGCAUUGGAAUUAAGUGGUUUUCGGACACAAGUUGCUGGGGAUGACUCAUCAGAUGAAGGAAAUAUACCGACAAACUGGACGACUAAAAAAAUACGAUCUAAUUCACCUGCUGUUAUUGUAAAGCCAGCAUAUGCUUGGCCAAAUUUACAAGGUGGUGGCCAGACCCUCAUAUUUCAAACUAAAGUUAGUGUUAAAAAUUACAAAGAAAAUAAAUGAAAUAUUAGCAAAAUGGUAACAUUUUUAAUUUUUUUUUUUUUUAUAGAAUCCUGAUGGUACAACAUCCGAACUUCGUCCACAAGUAAUGCAAGUUGGUGAAUGGGCUAAUAGUCAAGGUCAGUCAAAUGCGCCUACUGAUCCAUCAGACCGCAUGGGUAUGUUAUUAUUUGCUGCUACUCAUAUUCAAGAGCUAUCCACCGAAAGUGAUGAUGGUCAGUCUCCUGGAACACCCAAAGGUGCUACUGUAGUACGUGGAAAGUUAGUAUCGUCUGAGCAAAAACGUAAGUUAUAUCAAACUCAAGCCACAAUCAGACGGUAUUCAGAAGGUCAUCAAGUACAACAGCAAGUGAAAGACGUAAAUGCUUCUCCAAACAUACCUAGAAAACGCACUGUAAGUAUUAUUAACAGAUCAUGUAUUUAUACCUAAUUUAUAUCUUAAUUUUUUUUUAAUUUUUUUUUAGGCAAGAGAAUCAUCAGUUCAAAGAAUGUGCAGCAAUUGUGGAACAACAUGUUCAACAAUAUGGCGACGAUUAAAUGAAGAUCCUGUUUGUAACGCUUGUGGAUUAUACUACAAGCUACACGGAAAAAUUAGACCUCCAACCAUGAGACGUGAUACUAUUCACACCAGACAACGUAGAAAACGAUCAGACAACGGUUAGCAUUCCCGCCUAUUUUAAUAAGCUAGAAAAAAAAAAAUCAAUUAAUUUCCUUCAUUAUUUAAAAAUCUAAUCAAACUUCUGUUUUAAACAAAUUUCGGACGUCUCCUUACUGUCUUAAACUAACAAAACUUCUAGUUACUUUAAUUAUUCACGUUGUGUAGUAAUUUUAUAGCUAAGUGCCAAACAAUUGUAUUUUUUUUUUUUUUUUUUUUUUUUUUUUAUGGUACACUAAUAUAUUUAUGCAAUCGCAGCACAUUAAAAUCUAAAAUUAAGCGGUGGUGAGGACAUUUAUACAAGAAUUUUGCGCUUGCUUUCAGGUAAGAAUGCGGUAUAAGUUGAUAACGUUUCUUGUUUUAUUAUAGCUUUGUAAUAUGCUUAGAUAUUAUUAUAUUUUUCGAAUUAGAAUAUUGUUUACUUUUAAUCAAUAAAUUCACCAUUAUUUUACUAACUUUUCAUAAAUAAUAAACAUAAUAAACACAUUAUUUUUGUUAGCAUGACCAUAAUAAUUUUGUAAUUGAUAACAUGUUACUAUUCAACUUUGUAAAAUUAAAAUAUUUAAAAAUACUAUAGUUUAGUGUUAAGUGUUUUUAAAGAAAUAAGUUGUAAAAAUAAUAUAUAUAGUUGUGGGAUAUUAAAGAGAAGAUUUAGUUUAUCAAAAAAAUACUCUUACCUGAUUAAUUAAUAAUUUAUAGAGUAUUUUAUUAAUAUUCUUAAUUUCUCUAAUCUAUUGUUUAUCUCGUAAGUAUUAAAAUAGUUACAUUAAUAUCUGCAAUUAAUUGGUACCAGUAAAUUAUAGUUUAUCAAACUUUUCAUUAUGCAAAUUUAUACUGAACUUUUUGUAAAUACUUUAUUUUAAACAUUUAAUGAAGAUAAAUGAUUAUAAUAUUCAUUGUAAAUUAAAUUGGAAAUAUUAUUAGAAUUCAAAAUAUAUGUUGUUUUAAAAAAUUGCGUUAUUGAUGAGUAUUUGGAUUAUUGUAGUUCAUUUAUAAUUCUUGAUUUGUAAGAUUCAUAUAAUUGUUACUAUUACAGUUAUUUGGUUGACAUAUCUAAAUAAACAAGUAGAAAUAUUUAAUAACUUUCUGGUGAACAGUUAAAAUAUUUGCUUUUUACUUUUUAAUAUUAGCAAGUGGUGGUUGUUAUUAUUGCUUAGCAGAGUAAACGAGGUAAAUUAACUUAAUAAAAAUGUAGUAUCUUUGUUUUUCUUUGUAAUGCUUAAUAGCAAGAGACUAAAUUGUUAACUAUCUAUUUAACUGAAAAGAGAAAACAUUUUGUCUUAUUAUUGGCAUUGUAAUAAAUAUUUCAUUUUACAAUUUAAAAAUGUAAGCCAAUAAAGUAUUGUUUCUCAAGUUAACAUGCCCACAUUCAGUUCAUUGUGGAGUCGUCCGAAUAUACAUCAGAACGGUUAAAAGUACUUAAAAGUUUAUUCUUGUGUAGGUAUGGACAUAAGCAUGAAUAAGAAAAAAAUCAAAAUUAAAAAACCAGAAGUUAAGUUAGAAGAAGAGUAUGAAGUAGAGCAACCACCGUCGCCCAAUUCAGCGGCAGUACAAACUAUAAUUGAAGAACCUGUACAAGAUGAAACACCACUAAAUCUCGUCAGCAAAUAACGAGUGUGUGUUAUACAAGGUUCGUCAUAUUCCUCGUUAAUAACUUUUUUUCCUAAUAACAUGUAUGUGUAAUAUAAGAAAUAAUUAAAUUAAGUAUUGAAUCUAUAUUUGUGUUCUUGUACUGAAAAAGGGUUAUCACAAGAUUUUUUUUUUACACAUGCAAUAUAUUAACUUGUAUUAAAUCGUCUAAUCAAAUUGAUUUUUGACUUGCUUAUGUUUUGUAAUCAAAAUUAAAUUAUGAUUUUAUUAUAAGAAAUGUUUGAAAAAAUGUUAAUGUUCAUAUAUAAUAUUAGUAUUCCUUACCAUUUUUAUAAAUGGUAAUUUUUAUAAAUUUUUCAAUCAAUAAAUUAACAUUAAUUUUCACAAUUACAUUAAUUACUAACCAGUUGAUAUAAAAAUUUUAUUAGUUAUUAAAAAUGUUUAUUAUUUGUUAAUAAUUAUUCAAAAUGUAUGUCUGGUACAAUGUUAUACUAUGACAGUUUGAGCUCGGUGUUCGUAACAAUCAAGGGUCCCCUUUCUUAUAUCAUACAUAAAUGUCUACCUCCAUUAUAAGUUCUAAAGCCAAUCUUUUUUUUUUUUAUUUUUUUUUUUUUAAAAAAAUGUAUAUAUUUUAUAAUAUGAAUUCAUACAAAUUUAAAAAUUAGUAUUAUAUAUAAUAUAAUAUUAUUGAUAUUUUUAUAGAUUUUCUAUUAACAUUGUAUGUAUAGAUAUUCUGGUGAAAACAUUGUAAAUAAUAUAAACUUAAAAUAAUAGGUCAUUUCGUUCAAAGGGUCAUACAUAUAAUUGAAAAUAAUAAUAAAUAUUGUAGUACAUAUUAAAUUUUAAGAAUAAAAGUAUUUCGAGCUUAAGUUUUGAUAGGUUAUUUGUUAUGCAUUUCAGUUGCAUGGUUUUUUUUUUUUUCUUAAAUAGAUUAAAAGUUAUUAUUUUUAUUCUAAAGUGGCCACAAAAUAAUAGUCCACCUGAAAUUUGUAUAAUUGCGUAUAUAUAUUUGCCUUCACCAAUAUGGUUUCAAAAGUAUUGUAUUUUUUUUUUUUUUAUAUAUAUAUUACUGUAGUACUAAUAUUAUAGUUUAAUAUAAAUGGAUUAAGUUACGAAAUUGAUAUUAACCAUAAUAAUUUUUUUAAUAUAAUGGCGACUGAGUUUUAAUUAUGUAUAUACAUAGUAUAGCACAUGUAUAUAUUUUUGUGAUUUAUUAAGUCCAUCACCUAUUUCAAUUAGUAUUGCAUUGUUGCACUAAUGAUAAUUAAAAAAUAACAGUUAUAACUAAUACGUCUAAUGUAUCUAAUGAUACAUGAAUUAAGUUGGUAUUUUUAUAUUGCACAUUAUGUUAAUACAGAGGACAUAAGAUUAUACAGUUCAUAAGAAGUCGUUAAAGUAUAUAAUGUUUAUUUAUUUUUACAAGUGCUUGAUUAAUAAAACUUAAAAGCAAUAAUUCCCUUUCCGUUAGUUGUUAUAUUGUAAAGAAUAUUUUUUAAAUUGGUAUCAUGUUUAAAUAUAUUUAUUAAUAUUUUAUAAACUUUUGUCUGUACUUAUAUAUAUUAUUUUUUUUCGAAAUCUAUUUUAGAAUGCAUUUAUAUUAAGUCUGUAGAAUUUUAUAUUUUUGUGACAUUUGGUAUUAAAAUUGUACACUAUUAAAUAAAUAAGUAAAUCUUUAAAAAAUAUUAUUUCCAACCAUAUUUUUACUUUAGACAGAGGUUAAUUGUAUGUUUUUAUUGUAGCUCUUUAUGAAGAUUAUAAGUUUAGAAAUGUAACAAUUUAAAAUUGUAAAUUAUUAAGUAACAAUAAAACUUUAAAAAUAUUAUUUUAUUAAUAAAAUUGUAUAUUAUAUAUAUAUUAUUCAUAUUGGAUUAUAAUUUCCAUCAUUUUUUCCUAAUAAGUUUUAAAUUAUAUGUUAUAACUAUAACAUAAUGCUUUGUUAAUUUUAAAAAUUUAGUAUGUACACUAAAGUGUUUAAGGGUCAGAUUUGUGUUCUCAUGUAUACUGGUGUGCCAUUUCAAAACAAACAUUUUUGGUUUGAAAUAAUCACAGUGUUGAAAGCGAUCAUAAAUAUAAAAUAACUCAACUAUGUGUGCAUACGAAUAACUGAACUAAUAAGCACACUAAAAAUCUAAUCACACAACUACAUAUUUGGUGAUGUGAAAAGUGUACACACCAAACCAACUCUUUCUAAUACUAACAUUUUUGGUUAAAACAAAUAGACCUAUUAUAAACCUAACUAAAAU
Messenger RNA from Cinara cedri, 9157 nucleotides. The record is from the annotation of a GenBank genome assembly. Lineage: Eukaryota; Metazoa; Arthropoda; Insecta; Hemiptera; Aphididae.